Ziziphus jujuba (common jujube) is the source of this 1743-nucleotide messenger RNA. Its product is annotated as protein BTR1. Gene Ontology annotation, molecular function: mRNA binding. Gene Ontology annotation, cellular component: cytoplasm; cytosol. The record is from RefSeq and is a predicted model, not a curated record. The transcript is spliced from 9 exons. NCBI's taxonomy places the organism in Eukaryota, Viridiplantae, Streptophyta, Magnoliopsida, Rosales, Rhamnaceae. Gene Ontology annotation, biological process: regulation of gene expression. The coding region runs from base 233 to 1291 and encodes 352 amino acids.
AAAACACACGCGCCUACGAAAAGAGAGAGGGAGAGAGAGAGAGAGAGAUGGAUAGGUAGGUGUAGCAGAGGCUCCGCAACUCACAGCUCAGCAAACAGACGCUGCGAAAAACCAACCCAAAAUUAUAAUUAAAUAAAAUCAAAUCCACGUUCUCUCAUUUUCUCGUUCUCUGUAAGCUUUCUUUUUUCAGCUUCUGUUUGGCUUGCAAGAAAAUUUUCAAUUCCUUCUGCGAAUGAAGGAGGAGGAAAAUAAGGAAGGAGGAGGAGAAGGAGAGAGAGGAGAAAUGGAGUCGACGGAGUCAUCAUACGUGUCGUCUCCGGAGGCCCCUCGGAAGCGGUCACCACCACCGCCGAAAUCACCUACUUCAGAUUCCAUGGAGAAGCCCACAUAUCUCAAGUUUCUUGUAUCAAAUGCUGCAGCUGGUUCUGUAAUUGGAAAGGGAGGUGCAACAAUAACUGAUUUUCAAUCACAAUCUGGAGCACGAAUUCUGUUGUCACGAAAUCAUGAAUUUUUCCCUGGAACAACGGACAGGAUUAUUAUGGUAUCUGGAACAAUUAAUGAAAUUAUUAAAGCCAUGGAUCUUAUCCUUGCUAAGUUGCUGAGUGAGCUUCACACUGAAGAAAGCGAUGAUGCUGAACUGAGAACGAAAGUGAGGCUAAUUGUUCCAAAUAGUUCAUGUGGUGGAAUAAUUGGAAAGGGAGGUUCCACUAUAAAGUCAUUUAUUGAAGACUCCCAAGCUGGCAUUAAAAUAUCUCCUCAGGACAAUAAUUACUUUGGCUUGAAUGAUAGGCUAGUAACACUAACAGGAACUCUCGAGGAACAAUUGCGGGCAAUUGAUUUAAUUAUUUCUAAGUUGGCUGAAGAUCCUCAUUACGUACAGUCUAUGAAUGCUCCCUUUUCAUAUCCAGGUGUUUUCUUCUCGGGUUUUCAUGGUAUUCCAUAUCCAUAUAUGCUUCCUUCUGUUGCAACAGCACCGUACAAUGCAAUGAGCUAUGGACCAAAUGGGGCGGGAGGGAAGUUUCAGAAUACCAAGCAGGAGGAUCGAAACAACUCUGUGACUAUUGGUGUAGCUGACGGCCAUAUUGGAUUGGUUGUGGGUCGUGGCGGAAGGAACAUAAUGGAAAUUAGUCAGGCGAGUGGGGCCAGGAUAAAGAUAUCGGAUAGAGGUGAUUUCAUGUCUGGAACAACUGAUAGGAAAGUUACAAUCACAGGGUCACAGAGGGCUAUCCGUGCAGCCGAGUCCAUGAUCAUGCAGAAAGUAGCUUAUGCUUCUGAGAGGGUGAUGGAUUAGUUUCCCAACUAUUGCAAAACUCAUUCCUUUUCAGAACCUUGUGGUGGACCUACCUACAAAUAUUAAUAUGCGAUUUGGUCAUCAUUUUAAAUGCGUCCGCUAUACUUUUCUCACGCGAUGAUAAUUUGGUGAGAAAUCAGUAACACCGGUUAGGGGUAUGAACGGGAAAUUUCUUUUCUUUUUGUCUGGGAAGAGAGAGCAAUCAAUCUUUAUAGGGACUUGUCUGAGAUGAAGAAUUAAAAUUUUAGAAAAAGGAAAAUGUUGAAAAAGAAGCAUUAUUGAUUGACCAGAUAGAAUAUGAUUAGCGUUAUUUAAUUUGUUUAUACAGUUGUAACUUCUAAAUUUAACAGCUGUUAUUUUGGUCCAUACCUUCAUUUGAAAUUCUGUUUGACAUAAACUUUCUUGAGUUUUUUGAGGAUUGGAAUGGAUUUAUUAAUCUUUUUGUUUUGGCA